Molecule: messenger RNA, 939 nt
Organism: Trichophyton rubrum CBS 118892
Lineage: Eukaryota; Fungi; Ascomycota; Eurotiomycetes; Onygenales; Arthrodermataceae
Exons: 3
Coding region: 1-939 (312 amino acids)
Source: RefSeq, a predicted model, not a curated record
AUGGCGCCUUGGGAAGAGUUCGAUAUUGCGUUUGCCUUCAAGCGGGAUAUUUCUUACGAUCACAAGCUCGUUGACCAAAUAAUCUCUAAUCGACGGGUGCUUGAUCACGUCCUAUUCGUCGACCGGCUUUUGAAAAUACUCGGGAUUGAAGCGGCAUCAAAGAUAUACCCCCCGAGAUCUAACCAAAGCUUGCGGUCCCUCUUCCAGCAAAUUGUCUCGUCGUCUUCGCCCAAUCACCACAAACAAUCCUUGAUCUACUACAUUUUGAAAGACUGCCGAGGAGCUACCGAUAAGUCAGGCGCUUUGCAGUUUGCUAGGACAUGUUAUCUACCGGAUAAGUACAGACUAUUUAUUGACGGGCUAUGGUACCUCGAUAAGCUAGAGUUUCGACGCGCCCUGGAGUAUAUUACAGAGCCGUCUCUAAUACCCACCUUCUCCGAUGAGAUUCUCUAUGUCCUCUCAGCCUCAUCGAAGCAAGACGAUGGUCUUGCUAUAGCCUACUAUGUAACCGUUCAGCCCCCGCUAGCUUCCCAGAAAGCUCUCAAUGCGUAUUUCGGAUCGCUAUGUCGAACUGGUGUCCCGGAAGCGUUUUAUUUCUUAAGACAACAGCCCGAAGAGAAUAGUUCGUCGCUAUUAGAACAACUCAUAACCUUUGUUCUUUCCACAAAAGCCGGAGAGUUAAGGGCAAAACGUGCCAUGGAUCUCAUAAACUUGCCGUUCAGCGAGACCGAAGAAGAGUGCUUCAAUGACUUACUUUUACGCGGUAAUGCAAAAAACCUGCACGGUGCUCGGGACACGGUCAUGAUGAGACGGGUUGCUACUGGGCGAGUGGAAAAUUUGGACAGUGAACUGGAGUCACUUGGAGGGCGCAGGCUGGAGGGCCUUAACUGGGAUGAUCUGAAGAGAAACCUCAAGUCUACCAAUUCUGUGGAAGCUUGA